UUUUUUCAGUGACUGUCGCCUGCUUGUUUUAGUCUUCUGCCCAGCAGCAUGUGAAGAGGACCACCAGUGUCUGCUAAACAAACUCGUAUAUCUGGAAUGUAGUUUACUUUGAAGACAUCAGCAGAUAUUACACACCCAUUUCCCCCUUCCUCCGCAGGCUUGUCUGGUAAUCAUUGUUAAAUCUGAAGUUUGUAACUACAAUAAAAAGAUAAGUCUCUGACUGCACUUAAGGAAAAUGGGGGAAAAUGGAGACCAUAGAUCUGAACAGUGCCUGGCUACUACAGACAACGAUUCUGUGAAAGAGCCCAGAAAAACUAAUUUACGUAUUACAUCAGUAGAAGAUGCGGAACAUUUUAAACCAAAAGAGCGUCUCGCUAAUGGAAAUACUGCAACUUCAAACUCCAAGGCUACCAGAAAUACCCCACGAAGACAUACAGUAGGAGGUCCUCGCAGCUCCAAGGAAAUACUAGGGAUGCAGACAUCAGAGAUGGAUAAAAAGCGUGAGGCCUUCUUAGAGCAUCUGAAGCAGAAAUAUCCUCACCAUGCUUCUGCUAUUAUGGGCCACCAGGAGAGGCUUAGGGAACAGGCAAGAAGUCCAAAGCUUUCCCAGAGCCUGCAGCCUGGUUCAGCAGAACAGGCAGAAAAGCUGUCUGUUGCUUCAGGAGAGUCAGUAGAAGCCAUGUCUGAAGGAGAGCUACCAAGUGUUUUCAUGAGAGGCAGCCGGUCUCGAGCAAGCCUUCCAGUGGUGAGGUCAGCCAACCAAACAAAGGACAGGUCUUUAGGUGUGUUGUACCUUCAGUAUGGGGAUGACACAAAGCAGAUUAAGAUGCCGAAUGAAAUUACAAGUACGGACACAAUCCGUGCUCUGUUUGUAAGUGCUUUCCCACAGCAGCUCUCCAUGAAAAUGUUGGAGUCUCCCAGUGUUGCCAUAUACAUAAAAGAUGAAGCCAGGAAUGUCUUCUAUGAAUUAAGUGACAUAAGGAACAUACAAGAUCGAGCCCUCCUUAAGGUUUACAAUAAGGAUCCAGCAUUUGCUUUUAAUCAUACGUCCAGAGCUAUGAAUGGAGACUUAAGGAUGCAAAGAGAAGUAGUUUACACAAGCCGUGAAGGACCUUACACACAUCGUCAGGGCUCUGGCCCACCACCUCCACAUUCAGUUCCACAUAUGCCACCUCAGGCAGUGAUUUCCCAUUCUGUGCCUCCUUCUCCAUCCCGAAUCCCAUUCGGUGGAGGACGACCUAUGAUCUUACCAGGGAAUGGAACUAUGCCCAGAGAGAGAGUCUCUAGUGUUCCAAGUUCAAGAUCAAUAUCACCAAGCCCAAGUGCCAUUUUGGAGAGAAGAGAUGUAAAACCAGAUGAGGAUUUGACAAACAAAAAUGUUGCAAUGAUGCGGAAUGAAGGCCUUUAUGCUGAUCCUUACAUGUUUAUUGAUGGACGAAUGAGUAUGGCGUCUUCACACUCUGGAUACACUGGUGAUGUGCCCGACCACCUCAUAACCUAUCACCGUAAUACCAUGAGACCACCAAAUGCUUACCCCAAUGCUGCUAUGCAAACUGAAAACAUGGAACAGGCUUUGUACAGACAAAGGAGCAGAAAGUAUGUUGACAGCCAUUUACCUACUUUGGGUUCUAAAACCCCUCCCAGCUCUCCGCACAGAGUGACAGACAUGAGGGUUGUAGAUGUUCAUUCCCACAGUACCCAUGUGCCUCAUUCUCAUACUUUGCCACCAGACCAAUUGUCUCCUGUUCAUCAGGUGUAUAAGAAGGACCCUGUGGCCUCCUUGGUUAUGGAAACAACAGUUACUAAAACACGGAACACUAAUGCUUCACCUGUUCUCACUGAUGUUGUUGACAAAUCAGUAGGUUAUACUGUUGCCACAGCACAGGAAGAUACACAGACAAGAGGCAGAAUGGAAGCCAUGGAACAACAGAUAGCCAGUUUAACUGGUCUUGUGCAGUCUGCACUUUUGAAGGGGUCAAGCACCACCACUGCGAAGGAUGUUCCUAGUGAGAAGAGAAAGAAUACAUCCAGUGUCUCAAGAACCGAGAGUGGAAGCAAUUCUAGCAUCACAGGUUUUACAAACUCUGUGACUUCUACUGAAACAACAACUGUAACUGGUUACCCACAAGCUGUUGAGAAGACCCCAAUCCAGGUGAACGUGCAUAGUCUGAGACAGAACAUCCUAGAUCUCAGACUACAGCUACAACAAAUGAGGCAACUGCAACUGCAAAACCAGGAAACACUCAGAACAAUGAUAAAAAAAGCUGAACGGGAGAUCACUGGCUGGGUAACUGAAGCCAAGAGGAGGCUGGAAGAUCCUGUGCAGCAACAGCGCACCCUGGUGGAAGAAGAGAGACAGAAGUACCUGCUGGAGGAGGAAAGGAUUGUUAAGCAAUUGUGUGAUUUGGAGAGCCUUGUUGAUGACCUGAAGAAGGAAUCGACAUCUGCUCAAAAAAUUGUUACACUGAAAGAUGUUGAAGAUGGCGCUUACCUCCUGCGACAGGUGGGAGAAGAACUAGCAUCAUUAAAAGGGGAGUUUCCAGCCCUGCAGAACAGAAUGCGAGCGGUACUACGUGUAGAAGUAGAGGCAGUAAAGUUCCUUAAAGAGGAGCCACACAAGUUAGACAGCUUGCUGAAACGAGUCAAGAAUAUGACAGAGGUUCUUAAUGUUGUCAGAAGAUACAUUGUUGAAGGUCCUGUGAAAAGCCCAGAGACUAGCCAGCCACCUGCACAUCGCUUUCCUAAUGAAAACAAGAUCAGCGAACAGAUUCUUCUGAAAACUCAAAACCUUCACAUACAGGAAGAUGUUGUGCAGAGCCAUGUGCAGGGACAGCUGAGUACUUCGAGUGGAAUUGUGGAGCCACAGAGUUCCUCUGUCAAAUCUCAGGUUCUGCCCACCUCAAAUAUGGUGAUCCAUCAUGUACAGAGUGCUCCAGUGGUCAUCCAGCAAUCCCAGCAGUCCUUAGCACUGAGUAAUUCCACCCCAGGUUCUCCGACUCCAGCCAAUCAACUGCCAGAUUCUUCAGUGCUUGGCUAUACCGCACACAGCAACUUUGUCAACAAGCAGCAGGCACAUGAUACUCGAAUUACCAAUCAGCAGCUGCAGCCGCUGCAAGCACAGUCAUCUCAACCCUGCCAAGGGCAUGUCAAUGGCUACACUUCACAGAAUCUUAUAGAAGAAUUCCACACUGCAAGCAGCAGGAACAGAGCCAUGUCUAUUGAGGCAGCAGAAAAGGAAUGGGCAGAAAAGCGUCAAAGAAUUGGUCACUAUGAUGACAAAGAGUUUGAGAAACUUCUACAGGAGGCACAAACCAAUAUGAUGAAGUCCAUCCCCAGCCUGGAGGUAGCACCUGAACUAAAGGCCACACAGCAAGAUACCACAGAAAGACCAGAGCAUUCAGAGGAGACUGUUGUCAUGGAACAGGAAGAGAGAGCUCUAAAAUCUCCCCCUCCCCCACCUCCACGCAGAAGUUACCUUCCAGGAUCUGGUUUAACCACUGGGAGAUCUGGGGAAGUAAUAUAUACCAUCAGGAAAGAGGCCACACUUACUAAGGAAUGUGAAGAAGAGGCUACCCAAGCAGUGCAUAUGAAAGCACCCAAAACAAUGAUUGAAACAAAAAUUUCACCUCCAACUCCUCCUCCUCCAGUUGCAGCUUCAGCUAUUCAAGAUGAAGACGAUGAAGGAGACAAGAUAAUGGCAGAACUGCAGUCUUUUCAGAAGUGCACAUUUGUGGAUGUUAGUUCAAAACCUCAUGCUGAACCCCCUCGAGCUGACCCUCAAGUCAAAGAAGUAAAGCAUGGGACCUUACUUUCACCAAAAGAAAAGAAGCAGAAUUUGGAAUUUUUCAGUGAAGAUUCAGACACGGUUGCUGACGAUGACCUGAACAAAAAUGCAAUGGACUCUGCAGCAGAUGUCUAUACUAUUCUUCCCACAGCAGCAAAUGAAGACAUACCCCAAAUAAUAGAAGCUUCCCAGGACAGCUGUGAUACAAAUGUGAAGCAUAUUACUGUCUCACAAGUGUCUUCUGUGCACAUUUAUAAGAAUCAGAGAAAUGAAUGCAUAAACUUAGUAAAUGAAGCAAAUGGUCAUCAGGAAGAGCCUAAUACAAGAAAUGAGAUUUGUAUGUCAUAUGAGGUAACUGAACUCCCUACUGAAAAAGUGGAGCAGGAGAUCAGUAAAGAAACUGUAGAAAACAAAGUAGUAGAAGUCUGUCAGUCUAAAGAUUUUGAGAGAGAAAGGGACGAGCAUACAAAACACAUCGUAAGGAAAGAAAGUAUUGAUACCAGCAAUGAUGUUGCUGUGGAAGAAAGCAUGCCUACUGCCUAUGAAUCUGUAAAGCAUAGACCAUUAACAUCACACACAUUCCAACCAGAUAGCGAUUUCACAGCAAAUAAACAGGAAAUCCUAGGUGGUGGCGGCACUGAUCAGGUUGUUUUACGAUCUAAGAAAACUAGAAAUGUAAACAUCAGGCACAUGCAAGAUAUUAGUGACUCCAGUCCAAGUCCCCCAACUUCUCCAACUGAGGAGAUUCAGUCUGCUGACAACAUAGCAUUUAUGAUUACAGAAACAAAGGUUCAGGUUCUAAGUUCUGGAGAAGUUAAUGAAAUAGUGAAGCAGCAAGGGGAGGGUAUACAAACUGUGAACAUUGAUGGUAACCAAGAAAUUUGUGGACAGCAGGGCAUGCAUGAGGAAACGAGUACUGAAGGACCAGUAGUCUGUGUGGACAAGAAGCCAGUUAUCAUCAUAUUUGAUGAACCCAUGGAUAUCAGAGCUGCAUAUAAGAGACUUUCCACAAUAUUCGAAGAAUGUGAUGAAGAGCUGGAAAAGAUGAUGUCAGAAGCUACUAUUGUUGAAGAAAAUGAAGAACUAGAAUCACCUGCCACUGCCAAAGAGCUGUCUGAAACUUCAGGUGAUGCUCAUGAGGAGAAGUCAGAAGGUCCAAGCUUAGUGUCAGAAAAGCCUUAUAACCAUAGACGUGGCAGUGCCCCCAGUUCCACUGAAGCUAUCCUUUCUGAAGAGUGUGACAGAGAGAGGCCAGAUUUUGCAGAAGAUGAGGAUCUUAAGUCAGACUUAAAGAGUGAUGCUUCAGACAAUCAGUUUGACAGCAAGCAGGAUGCCAAGAAAAAAUUUAAGUUUAAAUUUCCAAAGAAGCAACUUGCUGCUUUAACACAAGCAAUAAGAACAGGGACGAAAACUGGCAAAAAAACUCUGCAAGUUGUAGUGUAUGAAGAUGAGGAAGAACCAGAUGGAACUGUAAAACAACAUAAAGAAGCAAAAAGAUUUGAAAUUACCAGGACCAAAUCUAAGGAUGGUGAAGAUUUAUGUACAGGCAUAGAUGUGAAACAGCAUUACUCAGCAUCUGAAUCAAACACACAUCCAUCAAGAUCUGAUGAAAUUCGAAAGAAUACAUACAAGACCUUAGACAGCCUUGAGCAAACCAUAAAAGAGCUGGAAACUACCAUAAGUGAAAUGAAUCCUAAUGUAUCUACAGAGACUAGGCACAGUGCUGAAGAAGACAAUCAAAUGUUCUCUUCUCACGUGGUUCCUGACCUACUGGUCAGAGACCCUGUACUUCAGGAAGAACUCAAGGCUCAAGAAGAUUCUAGCUCAAUGGUUUCCAUUGCACAUAAGGUACCACACUACACAAAGCCCAAAUCAAAGUUUCUUCCCAAAUCAGCAUCAAUCACCAAUGAACAACAGGGCUCUAAUGCGACUUCAUCAUCAAGCAGGAUGCCUGUACCUAUGACUGCAAAAGUACGACCACAAGGAAGCACAGAUAAACCAGGAAAACAACAAAAGCUUCAAGACUCGCAGCGCCAGUUUCGACAGGCAAAUGGAAGCACUAAGAAAGCUGGUGGGGACUGUAAGCCUACUUCCCCAACUGUAACUGCUUCUAAAAUUCCUGCCUUUUCUCCCACCUCUGGGAAAAGUAGCUCUAUGCCUGCUCAUAGCACUGACAACACUAAUCCUCCUGCUAAAUCCUCAAUCCCUUCUCCCACCUUUCAUAGUCUUCCUGCAAGUCGCACAGUGUCUUCAUCAUCCCAUAUUCCAUCUGUAUCUAACGGCUCUGUAAAGCUGCAGAACACUACUUACACAGCUAAAGGUCACCAUCUUUCAUUCUCACCACAAGCUGCUAAUGGCCGACCAUCUCACACCUCUUCCUCCUCCUCUUCUUCCCAUUCUUCCCAUUCCCCUGUCUCUCCCACCUCCUUGAAUCAAGGUAUGAAGAACAUCCGGACAAUUCAUACUCCUAGCUUCACCAGCUCCAAAACUUCGAAUGGGACUACAAGCAAAUCCUCAGCAAAAGAAACAUCAUAAACUCUCAGACUCACUCUCAUAUAGACUUAUGCCAUCUGUUUAUUUUUGUAGUUAAAUGGUGUCACUGUAAGAACAAAAGAAUGUGUCUGUCGUUUUUUGGUACAGAUGUUUAGUGAUCAUUACCGAGUGAAAGUGCUGAAUUAUAUGUACAAGAGAUUUCUGUAAAGCUGUUUAUAUAGCAGAUUGUUUUAAUAAAAUUGUAUAAUUUUGUAAUUACUUGGAUUAGUACUGUGCCUGUAAGAUAAUGCAAUGACUGUGUACACUAAAGUGUUGCCAUAAAAAGACUAAAGUGACAGGGUCAAAACUGUCAAAAAAUGGCCACUGCAUUUUUUCUGUAGGCUCAGUGGCACUGGAAACAAAGUUACGUUUUGGAACUGGAGGAAUGAAAUUUGAUUCGUUUUGUAAAAAUGUAUUUUAUUUUCAAGUCAUGUUACAGAUUUCUAUUUUUGGCAGUCUGAUUAAAUGUUGUUUUCAAGGUUUUUGCCACAUAAUGUUUUAUACUAAUGUAAUAGCAUGGACUUGAAUAAAGCUUCUGAAAGAAGUGAUAGCACCAUGUAGACAAAAUGUAGUUCAACAGCACAGCAUCUGCUUUCUUCUAUUUACGAAUUGCACUGCCGUUUUCUCUUACCUUUACUGAUAAUCAUUGUUUUUUUUUUUGUUUGUUUUGUUUUUUUGGUUUUUUUUUUGGUAGAUAAUCAGAAGCAGUUUGUUGGACACAAUUCUUUUUACUGUUAUUUUUUUUACCUUAUUAAAAUUUAACAUGCCAGAUUUGUAGCAUUUUUAGUUGAAACGUUUUUAAUAUUUACAUGACUGAUCUGAACCUUGUUCCUUCAUUUAUCUUUACUGAGACCUGGUAAUCUAGCUGAAAAACAGUGUGCAGAAUGCCUUCCUGGAACCUCUUAUAAAUAUAUAUAUUUUCUUUUUUGCAUAUAAUUUUAUGUACUAGAAAACUUGUGUAUAUAUAUAUCUAUAUAUAUAUAUAUAUAUUUGCUUACAGAUUGCUAAAGUACCUAAAGUAGGUUUUUAACAUACCAAAGUUUUCUUUCUAUGCAUGAGUUUGCAAAAUCUAAGGGAAAGAUUGACAUAGCUAUAAAGAAAAUAUGUUUGUACAGCCAGAGUGUUAUUGUAAAUAAUAUAUGUAAAGUACUGUAAUGUAUUAUACAACUCUAUGGUAAACUGACUCCAUUGUGAAAAAAAAUUAAUAAAGGGCUGCAUGCAUAUACUUUUGCUACUGUGUAAGAUGCAAUAUUUAUUUGGUUUUGCUUAUGUUGUCUGUAUCAGAUAAGAAUAUAAACAGUUUUGUUCGUUUUCAGAUAUUGCCAUUUUUUACAGAUUACAUUAGUUAUGUUUUCAUAACAGAAUGUGACCUUUAUGUUUGACCAGACUAAGGGUUAUACUGCAUUUCAAAUAAAGGUUAAAAGAGAAUA
Molecule: messenger RNA, 7746 nt
Organism: Protopterus annectens (West African lungfish)
Lineage: Eukaryota; Metazoa; Chordata; Ceratodontiformes; Protopteridae
Product: KIAA1217 ortholog
Exons: 21
Coding region: 236-6319 (2027 amino acids)
Cellular component (GO): cytoplasm
Source: RefSeq, a predicted model, not a curated record